AACCACGUGGCGGUGCGUACGUAGCAACGACGUUUCAUCACUUAAACCUCGUAUCGAGUUGUUUUGUCCUCAGUGAAGCUAGCAGUUAACGCAGCAGAGAGGCAGGAACAAGUAUUCACCUUUAACAGAGACUGCGACGAUAGACAUGGCAGCCGCUCCCAACCCCAAAGCAUACCCUCUGGCGGACUCGCAGCUCACACUUACCAUCGUGGAACUCAUCAAGCAGGCCGUCAACUACAAACAGCUGAAGAAAGGCGCCAACGAAGGUGCGCGCGCCUCUCGUCCUCCUUUUCUGGCU
This is a messenger RNA of Geodia barretti, 298 nucleotides long. The record is from the annotation of a GenBank genome assembly. Lineage: Eukaryota; Metazoa; Porifera; Demospongiae; Tetractinellida; Geodiidae.